Peronospora matthiolae is the source of this 2007-nucleotide messenger RNA. Lineage: Eukaryota; Oomycota; Peronosporomycetes; Peronosporales; Peronosporaceae. The record is from the annotation of a GenBank genome assembly.
AUGCAAAAGUCUAAGAACAAAGCCAUGCAAGACUCGAAGACGUUAGCAGAGCUAAUUCUCCACUGCCAGGAGUUGUUGGACGAAGGAACGACGUCCGCACUCUAUAAAGCAGCGGAUGUAGCUCAAGCCUGCUUGGAUCUGGACAAAACGUCUCUUCAAGGAUUUCUGCUGCUCGCUCGAGCACUCUCUCGACUGGGUAGACACAAGGAUGCUGUGGCCCGGUACAAGAGCGAACUUGCACUACAUCCUGAGGAUGAGGAGCUUCAGACGGGGCUAAAAGAAGCUCGAGUGGCCGUUUUAAACGAUUUGCUAAACCAAAGUGAAGAGGAGAGUGAUGGCGAAGCUCUAGUAAGCAAGGAAGUUCUAGGUCACGUGGAAGCAGAUUAUGGAGAUAAAUCGAGUGCGACCGAGAGCUGCUCAGCACAGAUUCGCCAACGAGCACAGGCCUCCCGAGAAUUGGCAAGCAGUAGAGAGAGAGCGGUACAAGGUGGCCGAGAGACACAGACCACCGUGUUUCUAUCGAAGAUGGAACGCGUCCUGGCACAUCUGGAUAUCCUGAAGCUGGCGAGACUUGCGGCUGUGUAUGUUUUCUCAGAGCUGUUAAAUCUGCGACGUGUGGCUAUUGGUCUGGGGCUUUUCUUCCUUGCGUUACUUGCACAAGCAAUUGUACAUCGACAGAAGAUCAUGGUAAUAUCCAUGCUGGUGAUAUGUCUUUACCGCACGCAGCUUAAGAAGCGAGCCGUACAAUUUGCAUAUAAUUGGGUGGAGUCUUCAACCGACAAGUUGGGUGCUUUCGCAUGGGCUCCGCGGUUUAUCUUUGUGAUCCCAGUCUUCUUGAAGGUAUUUGGGCAGCUGAAAUUUAUGCUUUUCUUGCAACAAGAUAUGCGCUUGGCAGGCAUGGUACUCGCAGUUACAGCAGGACUCGUGACCAAUUCACUCCGCACUGACGCUGGACACCAAGCUAAGCUGUGGGGUGAAGGAAGACGACUCAAGUUUGCUGCGUAUUCCCUGACGAUCGUGUAUUGGGUCAUGUGGCGUGGUCAAUGGGCCGAUGCGAUGCGACUGCUUGGGCCUGCAUUCAUUGAUGCCGGUGGAAUUGUGCUGGGCUCAGUCACGUCAUCCGAGCUGCAGGAAGUAUGUCGGCGCGCGUUGAAUACGCUUUUUAGCGACAUAGCGAGCGACAUUCAUACGGAUGUUGACUUGGAUGCGUGGUUCUUUUUGGGACUGGGAAACUGGAUCGUAGAAUAUUGGCAGCAACCCACCGAUUUUUCGUUGGAGAUGCUGUCUAGGAUGCUGACUGAUUGUCUCGACUCUAUGGAAAAAGCAGCGGUGCAUGUGUUUACCCCUGAACUACGUCGUUUGCGGAAUCAGCUCCGGAACGUGGAAAUUGCUGGCGAGCUUCAGUUGCUGGUCGCUUAUUUAAAGCAAAGCCUGAAUGCCGUUCCACCUCCAAGGUCGUUUGGCAUGGCAGUGUUGUUUGUUAAAAGAUGUCCAUCAUUCGUAGUGUUCAGCCUCCUUGCCGUAAUCUUUGGUGUCGUAUCACUGCCGCUGGUACCGUUUGUUGUGUCCGAGUUCCAGGACGCCAAGAGUCUGUAUGAUCGCUAUCGCACCGGAAGACUACAAGAAAAAGACGGAUUGGAGCUGAUGUUGCUAGAUUCGCCACUUGUUCACGUCUGGAAAAAUAUCAAGGGUUGUAUCUACUGCUUGGACGGGAGUGUUACGUUUUCCAAGGCGGUUGAAACUGGAGCACAUCUUGUGUCGGCAGCUACACGGAUCAGUCGUAUGGCAGCAUUUGUAUCUCGUGUGAAGAAAGGAGGUGUCUUUGCAAACGCUCGCGAUAUUCCAGAUCACAUCGCGAAUGCGUUUCUUGUCUCGAAGGAUUCGAGUUUGAUAAUCGAAGGCGUCCGCUACAUUCGUGAUAGCGCUCAGCUACAAGACGUACAUGCUUUGAUAAUGAGAUGGUGGUCAGCGGGACCUGGGAAGGAAACGAGACGAGAUGUUUGCUAG